This is a messenger RNA of Alligator mississippiensis (American alligator), 1968 nucleotides long. Its product is annotated as maestro heat-like repeat-containing protein family member 2B. Gene Ontology annotation, cellular component: cytoplasm. The transcript is spliced from 13 exons. The record is from RefSeq and is a predicted model, not a curated record. NCBI's taxonomy places the organism in Eukaryota, Metazoa, Chordata, Crocodylia, Alligatoridae. The coding region runs from base 827 to 1834 and encodes 335 amino acids.
CCAGCCACAUUUCCUAUGGCUCAGGGGCUGCUGGCGCGACUCCUGGUGGUUGCCUCGGCCCUGGGUGACAGCAGCCGCGCACAUUCUGCCCUGCGGGCACUGUGGGCUCUGCACCGCAUGAUCCACCCUGCUGUUGGAGAGCAGUGGAGGGUCAAGAUUCCCAUCCUGCUCUCGACUAUUGAAGGAAACAAGCAAGGAAGGAGCACAGUAUCUCUGCAGAAUGGAAAGGGAGAGGGGAGGGGAGGUUGCAGCCUCCUGGAGCCCCCCGUGGCACCGGUCCCCCUCUGCAGCAUCGCAUGCUUGAGAGCUUCUACUCUUUGCCAGGGGGCGCGAAUCCAGGGCCUUGACAACAUGGAGGUUGAUGGGACCCAGGGUAGGGUUUGCCCAUGAAGGGCUCCACCAGAUUAACCACUCUCCUGCAGUUCUCUGAACUCUUGGGAGGUUUCUGUUGCCAGAGGAAACCUCUGUGCACGUUGCCUUUCUACGAAGCCCGGUCCUGUACUGUGCUGUGCCGAGCACAUCCGUGAGGUGCUGAGCACCCUCCAGGCCCCUUAUGGCCACUUCUGCAGGGACUGGUCAUGCACAACGUUCAGACAUGCCAGCAGGGUAUAUACUAGAGCGCAGGGCCUGUGACCUUGAGAUCCCAGGAGGUGACUGGGUGCGGAUGCAGGAGUUGCUAAAGACUUGAUGCCCAGGGAGGCAACUAAGACUCUUCUUCAGUGCCUAUGGCAGUGACACCCUUCUUGUUUGCCUCCCAGCUUCAGGAAAUCCUGAGACCUCCCAGGACAAUGUGUGGUGGGAGCACCUGCUGCUGAAGUUCCUGAACAUGACACUGAAGAGCAUUGCUGACGAUGCCUGGAGCAGUCAGCUGAGCCUGGAGCUGCAGCACCAGACAGCCAGUUAUGCCUGCUCCUCCCCGGAGAAGCACGUUGUGACCAUCCUGGCAUUCUCAGCCGAGGGCCACCUGGACCUCACCCUGGGCACAAUGGAGGACUUUGGUGCGGCUCUGAGUAAAGUGCAGGUGUCUGGGAUAGUCGGCCGCCUGCAGGACUAUCACCAAGAGAAAAGAGCCAGGACCCACAGGGCCUUGAUACUGGCCUACGGCCGAAUUGCUGUCCAUGCCCCCCGAACACAGCUGCUCCCCCGCGUGGAGCAUGAUCUCACCAGGAAGGUCCUGCAGUAUUACAUGACCAGCUGCCAGGUGCUUGGCAUCAUCUUUGUCAAUAAGGACCCGGACCUAAAGCUGACCCUGAUCCGGUCGGUCACUGAGAUUAGCCGUGCCAUCCAGGACGCAGACGACUCCCAGAGCUUCCAGUUUGCUUACAAAGAGGAGCUCCUGGGGUACAUGCUGGACUUCAUGAAAGAGGAACCAAUGGAUUCCUUGGCCUCUCCUGUUCGCCUCAGGGCCAUGCUUGCCAUUAAGCACCUGAGCAAGGUGAAACCCUCACUAAAUCGGGAUGAAAACAGAAACAUCCUGGAUGACUGCUUAAAAUGCCUGCUGCCUCUUCCAGCUGUUCAGCAGCUGAGGGAAAAGAGUGAGACCUCUCAGGACUCUGUCCAAGUACAGGCACUGCACGAGUUGUCCAUGCAGGCCUUGGGCGAGCUCAUGAGGGGCCUCCUUGAAGAAGACCCCGCUGAGAAUUGGUUCAUGGAAAUGGUCCAUCUGCUUGAGCCAUGGAUCUUCUCUGACAAGGAGCGGGAGAGAGAGAGGGCCUUGCAGGCCAGCUCCCAGCUUCUUGUUGCCUAUCAGGAGACAGUCUAUUGCAGACUACAAGAGCCUUUGGAGCAGUUUGGGUCCCUGCUGGGGCUGCUGGCCCCAUACACUUGCAGCUAGCUGUCUUGCUGCAUCCCGCCUGUGGGCCGCCGACUGCAUUUUCUGCCUUCUGCAGCUACAAAGCCAGUCCGGGACAAUGGAUGCAGCAGAGGGGGAGCUGAGAGGUCUCUGGGAGGAGCUCAAAGCUGCCAGCC